AUGAUAAUUUUAUGCAGCGCAAAUCCAACGAAAACUCGAGAAAUCGCAACAACCCACGAGAAACGUUCCCUAUUCCGUGAUGUCAUAGAGUCAUUAAGAAUCCAUUCUCAACUUCCUGAAGAAAUAAAUCAAAACGAUGAAAACAAUUUGUCUCAAAACUUUGUACGAUACGACAACGAGCCAGCACAUUUACCAAGUGAUGCUGAAUACAUUCCGAGACGAAAUGAUAGAAUUGAAAUGCCGUCGAUGAAGUAUCGAUUCCCAAAAAGUAUUGACACUAACACCAGUGAGGUAAAGUCUCGAGAAGAAGUUGUAGUCUUCAUAGACACUAACAGACACAAAACAACAACCUCAAAACCAAAAAAGGACAAACGUCCUCGCCCACCGUAUAAUAAAAAUAAAAAUCCAAAUAAGAAUAAAGAAAAUGAGGACAACAUAAAUGAAGAAGGUGACGCUGACACUGAUAAUGAAGAUUAUACACCACUAACUAACACAAUGGCUGGACAAAGCCAAAUUGGUAAUAGGGAAUCGCAAACAGUUCUGAAACCAACAGUCAUCGUGAACAUUCGAGGAACUGUCACUCAUAGAGAUAGUGAUAUCAGAAUUGAAGGAAGAGACGAAAAAGUUAACAGAACAGAACCCUUCCAGAACAUAUUCAACAUAAAUCAAGAAAUCAAAAUAGAGAAAGAAGGAAACAAGAAAAAGCCUACAAAUGUAAAGCAAGAAAUUAAAUUGGUUCCUGAUAAAGAAAACGCUAAAAUGGAUGAAGACAUGAUGAUGUGUGAAACUGCAACUUGGAAACCAGACAAAAGCCAGGAGACCCGUAAAUUCGACAGUGUGCUGCAAAUUUUGUUUUCCAUUUAG
Molecule: messenger RNA, 864 nt
Organism: Spodoptera littoralis (African cotton leafworm)
Lineage: Eukaryota; Metazoa; Arthropoda; Insecta; Lepidoptera; Noctuidae
Source: the annotation of a GenBank genome assembly